Messenger RNA from Umbelopsis ramanniana AG, 2193 nucleotides. RefSeq lists its product as uncharacterized. The transcript has 3 exons. The record is from RefSeq and is a predicted model, not a curated record. NCBI's taxonomy places the organism in Eukaryota, Fungi, Mucoromycota, Umbelopsidomycetes, Umbelopsidales, Umbelopsidaceae. The coding region runs from base 170 to 2095 and encodes 641 amino acids.
GGGAGGGUGAGAUUUUUUCGACUUCUGUGACUGCCAGCCAGUCUUUACAAUUGAUGAGUAACAACAGGUUUGACAAGCUGCCGAACACCAAAUCAGCAUUUAUUUCCAUUAAACAUUACCUCAUUGACCGCAACAUUCCGCAUACACCACUUACGUGACCGUGGCUCCAAUGCACAUUUUUAAACGUCAUGUUGAAAAUGAUCUGGGUGAAAGCAUUCCGCCGUUUGAACUUCUGGAACCGCCAUCACCUUUGACAACUGUAAGAUACACGGAACAGGACUAUCGGAACCUCUUAAAUCAAGUAGAAGGAUCCAGUAUAGUGCCGACGUCGGAUGGUUUGCAGAACACGGCUGCGAAGAACGGUAAAAAUGGCAUCGUAGAUAUCGCAUCAUGGAUCCAUGGGCGAGCGUCAAUUUCCGACUUGCAAUUAUUCAAUCUUUUCACGGGCCAGCCUAUACCGACGCCCAAUUCAUAUGUCGACCCUUGCACUAUGCCAUUUGUAAAUUUCACUCAGCUUUCGGAGCACUCGGUGCAUCAUAGUUAUGGACCAGUUACCAAUACAGACAAACCACUAACACCCAAGAACCCCGACGGACUAAACUUUGCCAGCCGACACGCGGCAACUUCAGUUAUGGUUACAGACGAUGCUGUCCCUGACGAUCAUUAUGACGUGACUUCAUCGUCCACCGACCACAGUCUUGUUACAUCCACCAACAAUCCAUCACCGAUUGCCCCCCGAAUAACUUUGGAUAUCGCAAAUUUGGCUAGCACGCCACCUAAUAGCGUCAUUCAUAACACCUAUGGCGAUCAUACAAUAGAACCGGUGGAGGAGAUGGAAGACGUGAUAGGUGAAAUUCUUGAAGAGGCACCUCGUUUUGUCGCUCCAGUUCGCCAUAAGCCAAACCACGAAUCUGUUGCUUUUAGCGCAAUCGAUAAUGAAUAUAAUAUGCAAACUACGGAGACUCCUUCGGGCCCGGAUGAUGAGAAGGCGACAACACAAGUUUUGGACAAGUUAAAAAACUUGAGAGACAUAGUACGAUCUAUAUCUGAAGAUGGAGAGGAUGAUGUUUCCGAUAUUGCGACGCAUAUGGAUGUUGACAAGCUACCCGAGCCUGUCAAUUCAAGCGAGCCCACGAAUGAUAAUGGCAAACAAAAGACAUUGCACACUGCCAUGAACAGUGACGAAGCAAACGUACAAGAGCCCGAAAACUCAACUGUACAUAUAGAGCAGGACAAGGCGGAUAAAACAGCAUGUAAAAGCGUUUUGGUAGACCACCAUAAGUUGCAAGUGGCGACAAAAGUACCAGCGGAUACAGCCAUGUCUGCCGAUGCAAGUAACACGCAAGAGCCUGCCACAAAUGACCCGUACAACUCGCAGCAGCCGAUGGUUUCUGAGGAACGGAUACCUAAGGGCAAGCAGCUUGAUUCAGCGACUGCAAGUGAAAUCAACGUUGAACACCGUACAUUGGAAAGUACACAACUUGUUGAAAACGCGAUCCGUCAACAGACAUCCUUACAUACCCACCCCACAAAGUCGAUUGAUAUUGUCACAUCCGAUAACCAUCCAGUCAUGGUUGAUGAUGAUCUCAUUAAUGAAAGGCUGUCUAGUGUGGAAUAUACCCCCGAAAACACAACCGAAUCAACCACUGAAUGCACAAAAUGGCUAUACCGUUCAACAGACAUAGAAGUUCUUGAACCUAUUACUAUUAAUCCCAUGGAGAAGGAAAAGGGACAUAUAUACCCAAAACAAAUAUGCCUUGACCCUCAGCACAUCUAUGUAGUGCGACCCAAUGCAUGGAGGCUCUGGGAGGACCAGAGUGAACCUAGUAACAGUGACAUGCAGGCUAUUAAUGAACGUAUACCUGUUAGAAAGACUCAAAACGCCAUUACAGACGAGGAGUAUAGCCUUAGGUUGAAAUUGCUCAAGACGGACUAUAAGACGAAACAGGCUUCAAUUGACGAAGAGGAGAGAGAAGCGAUGGAAAAAAUUCAACUUGAAAUCGAUAACAAACGCGACGCAAUGAUGGAAGCUUAUGAGCGAGAGAUACAGCUUUUACAAUCUGCAUGGGAAGCUCGUAGUGAUCAUAUUGGGUGACUGCACAGUCAUCCCCAAGCUGACUCCUCGAGGAUUGAAAAAUUAGCAGUGCUUAUUAGAGGUCGUUUUCUACUUGUUGUAGUUCACAUUUGUACAUA